This is a messenger RNA of Magnusiomyces paraingens, 294 nucleotides long. RefSeq lists its product as uncharacterized. Gene Ontology annotation, biological process: microtubule-based process; cilium assembly. The transcript is spliced from 5 exons. Gene Ontology annotation, cellular component: cytoplasmic dynein complex. NCBI's taxonomy places the organism in Eukaryota, Fungi, Ascomycota, Dipodascomycetes, Dipodascales, Dipodascaceae. The coding region runs from base 1 to 294 and encodes 97 amino acids. Gene Ontology annotation, molecular function: dynein intermediate chain binding; dynein light intermediate chain binding. The record is from RefSeq and is a predicted model, not a curated record.
AUGUCUUUGCAGGGAAAAGACGAAGGAGAAAAGUUCAAAGUUAUGAUCAAGGCAUCUGACAUGGCUGAUGAUAUGCAAUCACAAAUAAUUGAACUAGCGCAAACUGCAAUUCAAAAAUAUAGUGUGGAAAAAGACAUUGCUGGAUUUCUCAAAAAAGAGCUUGAUAGAAAUUAUGGUGCAACAUGGCAUGCGGUAGUUGGCAAGAACUUUGGAAGUUAUGUCACACAUGAAUCCAACUAUUUUCUGUACUUCUAUGUUGGUCCUCUGGCAUUCCUUUUGUUUAAGACUGGCUAG